Acanthosepion pharaonis is the source of this 696-nucleotide messenger RNA. The record is from the annotation of a GenBank genome assembly. Lineage: Eukaryota; Metazoa; Mollusca; Cephalopoda; Sepiida; Sepiidae.
AUGCCAUUCGAGAAGGGAUCAAAUCUGGCCCAGGCGAUUCCAGCGAGGGUUUCUGAUUAUUUUUAUUCUUUCUUUCUUUCUUUCUUUCUUUCUUUCUUUCUUUCUUUCUAUCCGCUGAUUCCUGCCUUCAUAGUCUUUGUCUAUCGAUUCCGCAUUAUAUCGUUUGCUGUAUUUCUGUUUUUCUUUGUUUCUAACAUUUUCUUUCCUUCUUUCUUUCUUUCUUUCUUUCUUUCUUUCUUUCUUUCUUUCCUUCUUCAUUUCUUUCUUUCUUUCUAUCCGCUGAUUCCUGCCUUUAUAGUCUUUCGUUUGCUCCGUAUUUCUAUAUUUCUUAAUGUUUCUGAUUAUUUUUAUUUUUUCUUUCAGUUGAUUUCUGUCUUUUUUUUUAGUUUUUGUAUUUCCUUUUUUUUUUUUUCAUUAUUUUUGUCAUUUACCGUUUUUACUAUUUUUCUUUCUUUUUCUUUCUUUUUCCUUUUUGAAUCUUUUUUUUCUUUUUUUUUCGUGACGUAUUUCUGUUAUGUUUCUCUCCUCUUCAUACUUUCUUUUUUUUUUGUUUCUUUUCUUUCCCUCUUUCCAUUUUUCAUAGUUGUACCGUUUGCUGUAUUUCUGUUUUUCUUUCUUUCUGACAUUUUUAUUCUUUCUUUUUUUUUUCUUUCUUUCUUUCUUUCUUUCUUUUCUUUUUCUUUUUCUUUUCGCUGA